AUGAGCAAGUACAUGAAUUCUCUACCUUUUGAACAACAAGAACAGCACUGGGCCAUUUUAAAUACCAUGGUUCCAGCUGAACAAGAAAGGUACUUUAAAGAUCUUGAUAAAAAAUAUGAGAGUACUUGUCGAACUGAAUAUACUCCAAAAGUUACUGUUUCUCCACAAUCUGGCCUUCGACAAAAACUAUACGAAGCGGUUUUGAAAAUGGAACAGGAAGAAGAAGAAAGAAAAAGACAGGAAAUUUUAAAACAUGUUGAGGUACUUUGUGCAACAUCAAUGAUAGUUUCUUCAGAUACAGAAAAUAUGACUAGCCAGGGGUAUUUUUAUGAAAAGAAAGAGCCUGAAAACGGAGAAAAUCAAAAUUCGUUUCCCCUGGACAAUAAUACCGAUGAUGUCAUGUUAAAAUACAAAGAUCAAGACCAAAGACUUGAAAUAAACAAUACAUAUUGUAUUAUACAUAACAGCUCUCUUGAAUCUGAUGAAUGGAAACCAAGUGUUGUUUCAUCUGUGACCACCAUGGAGUCUCUAGAAUCUUUUAACAGUGAACCAGAACUGUUCACAGAGUCUCCCAAAAAGAAGCAUCAAAUAAGAAGUAAAUUAAAAAACUUAUUUAAGUUAUCUCUUAAAUAG
Molecule: messenger RNA, 633 nt
Organism: Magnusiomyces paraingens
Lineage: Eukaryota; Fungi; Ascomycota; Dipodascomycetes; Dipodascales; Dipodascaceae
Exons: 1
Coding region: 1-633 (210 amino acids)
Source: RefSeq, a predicted model, not a curated record